AUUUAAACAGCUCAUGUGACUUAGGGUGUUUCAAAACAAAGUCUAUAUAUUUAGUUGCUUCCCAGAUAUACUAGAAACCCUCCUCUUCAUCAGUUGAAAGCCUUGUAUUGUCAGUCAAACCGCGUGGUGCUCGAAUUUACGAGCUUCGAGACGGUCCCUGAAGGCAGCGCUGGACCUAGCGGUGAUCACCGAGCUCUCGGGAGACUCCACGGAGCAGCGAUGAGAUGAAAUAGGGCUUGAGACCGGAUCAUGGCGGCGUCUCUCGGGCGGGACACCUUACCUGAACAAUGGUCUUACGGUGUUUGCAGGGACGGCAGGGUCUUCUUCAUCAGCGACAAGACGCGGAUUACUACCUGGCUCCAUCCCCGCUCUGGUGAACCUGUAAACUCCGGACACAUGAUCCGCUCAGACCUACCUCAGGGAUGGGAGGAAGGUUUUACGGACGAAGGGGCCAGUUACUUCAUAAACCAUAACCAGAGAACCACAACAUUUCGCCAUCCUGUGACCGGACAGAUUUCUCCAGAGAGCAUGGAUUUUAUCCUGCAAGAACAGCCAAAGGGUGCUCGCAUAACGUCCAGACCUGUGGGUGAACAGCUCUCCAGCGCCACCGUCAGCGAGGCCUCCACUGCUAUCACCUCUUCCACUGUGGACACCACCUCGGCCUCCAAGGGUUCCCGGUCCAGCGGAAAGGUGCACAACUUCGGGAAAAGAGAGCAGGCCAUUAAGAGGAAUCCCAAUGUCCCUGUGGUGGUUCGAGGAUGGCUGUACAAACAGGACAGCUCUGGGAUGCGUCUUUGGAAGAGGAAGUGGUUUGUCUUGGCUGAUUUCUGCCUGUUCUACUACAAAGGCAGCAGAGAGGAAUCAGUCCUAGGCAGUAUUCCUCUGCCCAGCUAUGUCAUUUCACCCGUGGGACUUGAGGAUCACAUAAACCGCAAGUAUGCCUUUAAGGCUACACACACUGGUAUACACUCGUACAUUUACAAGCAGAGCUCUGUGAUUGGCUCACAGGCGGAGCACACGGGGAUGCGGACGUAUUACUUCAGCACUGACACCCAAGAGGACAUGAACACCUGGCUGAGGGCCAUGAACCAGGCUGCACUGAUGCAAAGCCAAACUGACACACUCAUCAGACCGUCUGACAAGUUGGAGAAGUUUGGCAUGUUGCAGCAGCAGGCUGUCCCGCAGACCAACCAUGUAAACCACCACAAGACCAGGACUUUGAACUCUGAGGCUGCAAAAUCACUAAUCCACGAGGUUCUCUUGGAGCCCAUGCACCGUGACACAGAGGAGUGCUGCAGUUUCCACAAAGACUCUCUUGCCACCACAUUGUUGGAGCAUCCCAUAGGAAGCACAGGCCUGGAAAUGGACACGCACACUUCCCUCCCCUGUAACCCUGCACCCUCCACCCUCCCGCAGUCGGACCAUGUGUCAGCCUCAGCGCCUGUGUCCAGGGUGCCAUCCAGAGCACCGUCACGAGCUGCGUCCACACUGCCCUCCGGCGUUUGCACGAGGAAUGGCCUCAUCUCAACGCCAAGCCCCAUCCUGGAGCCCAAUGGAAUCGCAGCAGGGACGUACCAGAGGGCCCCAGUGUCGUCCCCGGCUAACACCAACGACAAGGUGCACAGGAGAAGUGCUCUGGAGCAAGUAGAGCAGUGGGUCAAAGUGCAGAAGGCUGAGCACAAAGGCCCUCCAUCCAGAGAGAACACCCUCCCUCGUCGCACACCACCAACCCAGCACAAGUUCACCACUGUGGAUGUCUACCAAACCCUGCCAAAGACACCUCGCCAGAGCCCACCACCUGGCCGGCUCGGUGAGUACAAGUAUGCCCAGGACCGCCUGAGCCACUUCCGCCUCAACCCGGAGCAGGGUGGCCCAGGAUCCAGCACUGUGUGGCAGCUGGACGAGGGGCUGACGGUCAGACCUGUGGGUGACAGGUCAGUGGUCGACCUCCCCUUCACUGUCUCCCCCCGAAGGGCCAAAUCGCAGCUGUUCAAGGCUGCUACUAUCGAGAGACGGUCGAUGCCUCCCUCUGGCUACAUGACACACACAGUCAGUGCACCCAGCCUUCAUGGUAAAACGGCUGAUGACACCUAUAUGCAGCUGAAGAAAGACUUGGAGUAUUUGGACCUAAAGAUCAGAGCUCUAGAGCCCCUGAUCCUCGCAGUUCACAGUUUACUACUGCACUGCACUGCUGGGCCACUCAGGCCUCUAAUGAACGCAGUUGGAAGUCAGACGGUGAAAGAGUCAGGGAAACCCGUCAAGGUUGCAGAAAGUGACGUGGAUGUGAAGUUGAGUCGUUUGUGUGAGCAGGACAAGAUCCUAAAGGAUCUGGAAGCGAGGAUCAGCUCCUUGAAGGAGGACAAGGACAAGCUGGAGAGCAUACUGGAUGUCUCCCACCAGCAGAUGGAGCAGUACCAGGAGCAGCCAGCCCACGCCCACAAGAUCGCCUACCAGCAGAGGCUGCUGCAGGAAGAUCUGGUCACCAUCAGGGCCCAGAUCUCACGCCUCUCCACAGAGAUGGCACUCGCCUGGGAAGAAUACAACCAGUUGGAGAGAUCAGUGGAGCAGCUGAGGACAGUGCUGCAGGCACACAUGAACCACAGCGCCACCACACAGCAAGAGAAAUCUGAGAUGAAGCGUGAGUUGUGGAGGAUUGAGGAUGUGAUGGCAGGACUUAGUGCGAGCAAAGCCAACUACAGGAUCACCAUCGACUCUGUCCAGAACCCAGAGAGGAAAUUAGUGCCUUCGGUGUCAGAGCCGGCAGUGCCUUCUCAUAGCACAGAGGUUCAGUCUCCGCCUCGCAGCACCCUCUCCCAUACUUCACUUCCCAGCACGGUGCCACAGUGGGCAGAGGACAGCGCCCCACCCAGGCCACCACUUCCCCACCUCUACGACUAUGAGGAGACUCCCCCUGUGGUACCGCCUCUCCCCAAAGAGGCCUCGGUCAUCCGCCACACAUCAGUGCGUGGACUGAAACGCCAGUCAGAUGAGAGGAAGAGGGACAGGGAGAGUGGGCAGUAUGUUGUCAAUGGAGACUGUAAGACUGACUUGCGAUCAUACCUGAGUGAACCAGAGCUGCCAGGGAUGAGCCAGCACAGCACCGGGUCUGAUGUUGACUACCAGUAUUUCCCAGCCAAAGGUCUGUCAGGCUCCUCAUCUCGACUGAACCAGUCGAAUUCUAUCUCCUCCUAUGUUACACUUAGGAAAGGCCCCGGGAGCUCUGCAGUCAGGGACAGACCCAAGAGUGCCUUGGAGCGACUGUCAUCGCCUACAGAGGUCCUGCAGCUCCCAGGCAGCCAGCCUCAAGGUCGAAUGACUGCGGAGGAGCAGCUGGAGCGGAUGAAGCGCCACCAGAAGGCGCUGGUACGUGAACGCAAGAGAAACCUCAGCCAGGGCGAUCGCUCCUGCACUGGCCUGUCCACCACCACCAGCCAACGCUCCUCCUCCUCCUCCUCCAGGCUGCCCUCCAGCACCUCUGAGCCUCUGGCCUCUGUGUUCGAUUGGCAGGAGGAGAGACUGGGGGCAGAAGGUCAGAGUGAUGAAGGCUGGAACCAGGUGAAAGAGAGAGGCAGGCUCCGGUCGGAUGAGUGGGUGAUUGCGACGGCCACAUGUGUACGAGAGGUGGAUGUGGAACCGGUUGACUAUAACCUGGAUAUCAGUCGAGAGCUGUCCACACCACAAAAGGUUCCCAUCCCAGAACGCUACGUAGAGUCUGACCCCGAGGAGCCAGUAAGUCCAGAGGAGCUGGAGGAACGUUUCCGCCGGGCUGAGCGCAUCAAGUGCCUCCUGGCCAAAUCCAGGUCCAAAUCUAGCGUUCAGAACAUUCAGUCUAAUACCUCGUUGGACUUCAUUGAGCUGGACGCGGCUCUACAGCAGCAGGAGAGGCUCAUGAACGUGUCCCACGCGCUGGCCUCAGAGGCCUCACGCAAAAGCAAACUGGUCGCAGCCAAAGCUGCUGCAGAUCACUAAACCAUAGGAACAACCAGCGCCUCACAACAGAAGACUCGUUGUGGAGGGGAUUUUUCAUCUACUGCCAACUAACUGAUUCACCUGUAAAAAGUUCUUAUAUGACUGACAACUACACAGAUGUUUCUAAAUGAGUUUUGAUUUGUAGUAUUGAAACAGAAGUUUUACUGCUUCCACUUAGAUUGCACAACAGACUAACCAUUUAUAACACAAGCGAGUUGCUUUUAUCUGCAAAUUGCGUUAUUUGACCGGUUGAUCUGUAUUUUAGAUGAGUGAAUAGAAGAAGAGUGAAAUGAAAGUCAAUGCCUCGUUCUCAGAUUGGGAUGAAUCACUUAUUUAUUACAGUGUUCUGAGCCACAUAUAUGUUUAUCAACAUACUUUAUAUUUCAUGAAUCGUUACACUGUCACAGUCCGGUCAGAUAAACGUACUGGAAUACAACAUGAAUCAUUAUAAAAACAUGAAAUUAGUGGAGUCAUUACAGAAAAUGUACAACAUAAUAAAAAUAAACAUGUUCAGUCUGACAUCUGUUUUCCUGAGAUGGUUGCAGCUUUUUUCAAAUAUAUAUCUCAGUUACACACACAUACACCAGACCAUUAGUGAUGUAAUAAGAAAGAAAGUCA
Molecule: messenger RNA, 4587 nt
Organism: Monopterus albus (swamp eel)
Lineage: Eukaryota; Metazoa; Chordata; Actinopteri; Synbranchiformes; Synbranchidae
Product: pleckstrin homology domain-containing family A member 7-like
Exons: 30
Coding region: 250-3969 (1239 amino acids)
Molecular function (GO): protein binding
Source: RefSeq, a predicted model, not a curated record